Molecule: messenger RNA, 2284 nt
Organism: Scaptodrosophila lebanonensis
Lineage: Eukaryota; Metazoa; Arthropoda; Insecta; Diptera; Drosophilidae
Product: sodium/iodide cotransporter
Exons: 9
Coding region: 1-2049 (682 amino acids)
Biological process (GO): transmembrane transport; sodium ion transport
Cellular component (GO): membrane
Molecular function (GO): symporter activity
Source: RefSeq, a predicted model, not a curated record
AUGGCAAAGGACUUGAGCACUCUCGGUUGGGACUAUCUUAUGUUUACGCUGUUUAUAGCGCUCACCGUCUUGGGUCCGCUCUGGAAUCGAAUCUUUGGGGAGCGCAAGCAGCGCAGCAAAGCGGAUUAUGUCUUUGCCACAGGAGGCGUCUCAAUAGUGGCUGUCAUGAUAUCAAUAGCUCGUGGCACGUUAGGCGUACGAUCUGUCCUGGGCUAUCCCAGUGAGCUCUAUUAUCGAGGCUCGUCCAUGUGGGAGAUAAUUUACGGCAUGAUGAGCGCCUACCCCAUAGUCUGUUUUGUCUUUGUUCCCGUCUACUUCAGUCUGGGCAUUACUUCGGUCUAUCAGUACAUCGAUCUGAGAUUUAAGAGCCGCACCGUGCGCUGCCUCGCCUCGGCUACAUACAUCGUGCGCCAGAUCUGCUCGUUGGGUAUUACGACUUACACACCCAGUGUGGCGCUCUCGACUGUAAUUGGCAUUCCCUACUGGGCCUCUAUUGUGGGCAUGUCCGCCAUAUGCAUAUUCUUCACUAUACUGGGCGGACUGAAAGCGGCCAUUAAUGCUGAUGUCAUACAAACGCUCACAAUUUUGGUGGUCACGGUUGCCGUUUGCAUUCAGGGAACCAUCUCGAGUGGUGGGCCAAAGAGAGUCAUCGAUUUGAAUCGGGACAAUGGCCGUCUUAACUUCUGGAACUUUACCGGCGAUAUGACUGUACGUGUGGACACAACCUCCGCCUGGCUUGGGCAGUUGUUUAUGUCGCUCUCGCAAAUUGGAUGCCAACAGAACUUUAUGCAACGCUAUGUUAGCCUCAAGUCGUUGAAGGAAGUGCGUCGCGUAAUGAUCACCAAUGUGCCCGUUGUAUUCGUAUUCUUUGCUCUCUCUUGGAUAUCCGGUAUGGUAAUUUUCGCUGCCUACUCCAAAUGUGACCCCUUAGCCGAGGGGUACAUAAAGAAACCAGAUGAAAUCUUGCCUUUCUUUGUGGAGGAUCAGCUGGGUUUCUUACCCGGCUUUGUGGGAAUAUUUAUGGCCACACUAUUUAAUAGCGCCUUGUGCAUGAUGGUCUCGAACCUUAACUCAUUGGCAACGGUCUGCUGGGAAGACUUCCUUUCGCAGCUACCAAAGUUCAGGGGACUAAGCGAUAAACGGCAACUUCGCAUCAUUAAGGUAGUCACCGUCGUUUUCGGUAUUAUUAUUAUGUGCGUCGCUUUCGGAGUUGGCCUCCUCUCUGGCGUAAUCGAGUCUUCUCUGCUCGUGUUCUCAGCUACCUCAGGCCCAUUGUUGGGUUGCUUUUUGCUGGCCAUGCUGGUACCCAUAGCCAAUUGGAAAGGCACCUCAGCCGGUAUGGUAUCGGCCUGCGCCUUUGUUCUCUGGAUAAUCAGUGGCAGUAUGACGAUAAACAAAACCUCACAAAUGCUGCCUACUUCAACGGAGGGGUGCUCCAAUCACAGCUUCUCGCAAACGAUUACCAAACCGAACGGCGAGGCAGACCAGGUGCCAUGGUUGUUGACGCACACGCCCCUCGCUGGACACAAUCAGACCCUUUUGGAGCUACCGUCUAGUGUAGUAAACGAACGCACGCCGCUCGAGAGCUUCUAUUCGAUUAGCUUUAUGUACUACAGCUUGAUUGGCACGGCGCUGACUGUCAUUAUUGGCACGCUCAUUAGUUGUUUGACACAGCAUCCUGACGACAUGUACGAUGGUAAGCUGCUGCACCCACUUGUCUUUAAGUGCUACGAGCGCAUUGGCGGCCGUGGACCCAAGCCCUACUACAUCAAGCAUGAGGAAGAAUCCGGGUUGAAUGGACGCAACAGCAGCAAUUCAUCAUCUUCAAUCACGAAGAUUGAGAAAAUCAACCCAGCUUUUGAAUCUCACGACGAGGCUAUCGUGCAGGUGAAAAAGCCAGGGAAGAACAGUCCCAUGAAAGUGGUGUUCACCAACAAUGCCUCAGAGAAAGAAAGCACCAGGUCGAUAUUUGGAGACAAUAAACUUCAAAUGGAUACUGUUCCCGCCGGCGAAACGGGCGUAUACCGCACGCUGCCCUCGAAGUCGUGAGCCCUAAUUACAUUUGCAUUAUUAGCCCUAGCUGAAGAUGUAGUCCAUAGUUUUUUAAUUAAGUCAUAGUUAGGUGAAUAACUGUACAUACUUACAAUAUACGCUACUUAAAGUUCAGUUAUUUGUAUGUUAAGUUUGAAAUGAACCUUCUGUGUAUGAUAUCAAUAAAGAUGCUGUGAUUAUUGUAUUGUUGAGCAAUAUUCAAACAAUUGUGCGUAUAGUACGUACAAAUGAG